Molecule: messenger RNA, 1598 nt
Organism: Carassius auratus (goldfish)
Lineage: Eukaryota; Metazoa; Chordata; Actinopteri; Cypriniformes; Cyprinidae
Product: beta-1,3-galactosyl-O-glycosyl-glycoprotein beta-1,6-N-acetylglucosaminyltransferase 7-like
Exons: 3
Coding region: 419-1519 (366 amino acids)
Cellular component (GO): membrane
Molecular function (GO): acetylglucosaminyltransferase activity
Source: RefSeq, a predicted model, not a curated record
UGUCAAAAGCAAACCUGAAACCAUGCGAAAACAUCUAACCAGUUCUGAUGAGUACAAUAGGUUACGGAACUGGUUAGACAUUGUGCUAAAGAUGAACGACCAAGAGCAAAAGAGGUGCACAUUACAGCAUGAACUGGACCAAUCAUUUUUCACCUCUCAUGCUCCUCCUGUUCUCAAGCAGCUAAGUCCCAGUCGUGGGAGGGAGGUCAUUACAGCAACAACAAGCUCACAGCAGUUUCACUCUCUCACAGAAAGGCAGACGCACUGAUAGCCAGCGCUCGACGGAGGAGCCGUUUAGACAGAGGUCAUGUGGAUGUCAGUGCGUUUGUGAAUGUUUAACCCCAUUGCUCAUUUACUGGAGAGGGACCGGCUUGAGCUGAAAGGAGGUCUAUAGCUGCUUUUCAGAUGCUGGACUAUUAUGGUCCAGCUUGAGAACACCAAGUGCAGUUUUCUCGUCUGCCUUGUAGUCUGCGUCUUAAUAUGUUCUGCCAUCUACCUGAACGCAAAAAUACCCAAAAUCUCUCUUCCAUUCACUGACUGGAGCAGCCAAACCACACCAGCACCCGAAAGCUGUGACAUACUACCACCUGCGACCCCCGGGUUUACAUGGCAGCAAAAAGACCAUAAGAACUUCAGCUAUGAGACCAAACCGGACGCAAACUGCACUCUAUUGCAGUCAGAUCUGCACUUUAUCAUGGAGCCAUUGAGCAAAGAAGAAGAAGACUUCCCUUUGGCUUUCAUAAUCACCAUCCACAAAGAGCUGGAAACUUUUGUGCGGCUACUGAGAGCCAUUUACGCUCCGCAGAAUGUGUACUGCAUUCACAUAGACGCUAAAGCGGCGGGAGAAUACAAGACAAGCAUCCGAAACCUAGUUGGGUGCUUCCCGAACGUCUUUGUGGUGUCCGUCAAUGUAAACGUGACUUACGCUGGCUUCUCCCGUCUGCAGGCUGAUAUCAACUGCAUGAAGGACCUGGUGAAGUCUCCAACAAAAUGGAAAAGAGUUAUAAAUCUGUGCGGCCAGGACUUCCCAAUCCAGACCAACCUGGAGCUAGUCCGAUACAUGCAAGGACCCGAAUGGAAAGACAGGAACAUUACGCCGGGAAUCAAGCAGCCACCCACUAUGAAGCACAGGACUGAGUUUCAGUACGAGGAGGUAAAAGGCACCCAUGUUGCACCAAAAGGCAAGGGUCAAAAGAAGGGACCACCUCCUCACAACCUAACAAUUUACUUCGGGACUGCUUAUUACUCCUUGACGAGACCGUUUGUGGAGUUUGUCCUCACAGACAAGUUGGCCAAAGACUUGCUGGAGUGGUCUAGAGACACCUUCAGCCCUGAUGAGCAUUACUGGGUGACUCUAAAUCACAUGAAGGAAGCACCUGGCAGUUAUGUCGAAGGCGAAUGGCAAGGUAACGUUCGUGCAAUCAAAUGGAAGGACCAAGAAGGUACAGCACACCAGGGCUGUAAAGGUACGAGACCUUUUAAUACAUUUUACACUGACAUUUAUGCAUUUAGCGGAUAAUUGUAUCCAAAGGUUCAUCCACAGCAAUCUGUCACAGAACCAACAAUAUUUAGGGCCCGAGCACCGAGGUGCGAGGACC